Messenger RNA from Yarrowia lipolytica CLIB122, 1239 nucleotides. RefSeq lists its product as uncharacterized. The record is from RefSeq and is a predicted model, not a curated record. Gene Ontology annotation, molecular function: endonuclease activity. Gene Ontology annotation, biological process: maturation of 5.8S rRNA; maturation of LSU-rRNA. NCBI's taxonomy places the organism in Eukaryota, Fungi, Ascomycota, Dipodascomycetes, Dipodascales. Gene Ontology annotation, cellular component: preribosome, large subunit precursor; Las1 complex.
AUGUCGGCAAAAACUACCACGCCCACAGUGACACCAUGGGCCAACAAGAGCGAGUUUUUCGAGCUCAAAAACUGGUUUUUUCCGGGGCUGUCCGACCCCGAAGCCGCCACAGCCUCCAAACAGCGCGCCAUUGCCCGAACCAAGGCGUAUAUGAUCCGGGGCAACGUUCCGCACGCCGUCGAGUGCACGGGAAUGUUAGUCAGCGCCCAGAUCGAAGACACGCCCUCCGCCAACGCCAUUUCGACCCGUCUCGCCAUGUCUACAGCGGUCAUCAGAUUUGUGAACGGAAUGAUUGACCCCCAUCAAAACGGCAGCUACGUGAUCCCCAUGCAGGUAAUUGCACGUGAAAUCGGUCUUCCGGUCUUUCUGGUGGAUCUCAGACACACGUGCACCCACGAGACGCUGCCCAGUUUGCGAGAACUGCGUGCAGGGGUCGACGAGGCCGUCACAUGGCUCCACACCAACUAUUGGAGUGUCCGGGGCGCUGAAGCCAACGAGUCCGCAACGCCGGCGGCUAACUCGGACGAAAUCAAGGAGAUAUUCCGCCAAUGGCGCCGUCUCUAUCGCGAUAACCGGGACUUAAAGGCGCUCAAGGACCUGUCCAAUCCGGGCUCCAAACCGGAAAUGCGGUUUGCUUUUUUGGCCAAACAGAUUGUGCUAUAUUACAGCUCCGAUCCCGCUACUCUGUUUGCCACCAUGGUCCACCAAAAGGUGAUGCAUACCAAGAACCAGAUCAACAAGGCUCUUUUGUUGCCCAUGCUGAAAUCUCUACCCAGCGAGCUCCUCUCAGAUUUGUUUCUGUACAUGUUUGACGAGGCCGAGAGAGUCGACAAGCAUCAGACAUUGUCCGAAGAGCUCUCUCUCAACGCCAACCCAGUUGCGGAGUGGCUCGAGGUGUUUGUUGAACAGGACAUGCUGUCCAACGGCCAAAAAACAAUGCUCACAUGCUCCCGAAGCCUGGGAAGAACGGCCCUGAACCUGCUUGACAUCUAUCUGAUGCAUAAAAACGACCCCAAAAUUGAAAGAAUCCGCCAAACAAUGCGCGACGUGGUCCUCAGUGGAGAAGCAAGACUCGAAACAGCUAUUGAAACCCAAGAUAUGGUCCGGUUGGCAAACGAGUACAAACAACGCGUCAUGAAAGAGAACCGAAAGCGGACUGGAGGAGACUUUGUGUCUCUCGGAGCAGAAGAGGUGGAAAAUGAUCAACAGGGACCUUUCAAACGAGUCAGAGUGAAAUAG